Molecule: messenger RNA, 303 nt
Organism: Carya illinoinensis
Lineage: Eukaryota; Viridiplantae; Streptophyta; Magnoliopsida; Fagales; Juglandaceae
Product: putative lipid-transfer protein DIR1
Exons: 1
Coding region: 1-303 (100 amino acids)
Biological process (GO): systemic acquired resistance
Molecular function (GO): fatty acid binding
Source: RefSeq, a predicted model, not a curated record
AUGGAGAUGGGAAGGAAGCUGGUGUUGGUGGUUUUGAUGGUUGCAGUACUGUUUGAGGGGUCGAGGGCUGCAGUGAAAUUGUGUGACAUGGAUGAUGACGGUCUUUCAGCGUGCAAGCCAUCGGUGACUCAGCCCGACCCUGCUGACCCAACCCCGGCCUGUUGUCAGGCUCUUUCUGGGGCUGACUUGAAGUGCCUGUGUUCCUAUAAGAACUCGAUGGUGCUGCCUGCUCUUGGCAUCGACCCUGAUCUUGCCAUGGCUCUACCGGCCAAGUGCAGCCUGACGCCUCCUACCGACUGCUAA